ACUCUGUGUGUGUGUGUGUGUGUGUGUGUGUGUGUGUGUGUCUGCGAAUCUGAACCUCACCAGGACAAGAAUCCACCGCAAACAUGAGUAAAACACCAGCCAUGAGUCAAAUGGAGGAUAGGAUGGAGAAAGCGGCGAAAAUGAAGGACGAAGACAAGCUUUAUAAGCGAGAGGGAAUCCUGUACUCCACGAUCCUCAGCCCUCCAGAGACCCUGGACAAGUUAAAAGAGCUGGAGGCCAGAGAGGAUGACCUUAUCCUGGUGGCUUACCCUAAAUGUGGGUUUAACUGGAUGGUGGCAGUGUUGCGUAAAAUCUUGAAUGCUUCCACUGGGAAAGAUGAGAAACCCCCUGAAAGGCCUCCUCUGGUUGAGUUUUUACCUCCAGAUGUUCAAGAGAAACUGGCCGAAAUGCCCCCACGGAGGCUUCUGGGAACUCAUCUGCCCCCUGACAACAUGCCUCCCUCUUUCUUUACUAAGAAACCAAAGAUUCUGGUGGUGUUCAGAAACCCGAAAGACACGCUUGUCUCAUAUUACCAUUUCAUGAACAAAAAUCCGCUUCUGCCCAACGCUGAGUCGUGGGACAAGUUCUUCUCUGACUUCAUGGCUGGUGAAGUGCCCUGGGGCUCUUUUUUUGAUCACACUCUCGCCUGGGAGAAACGUCUAGAUGACCCAAACGUGAUGAUCGUGACAUAUGAGGAGCUGAAACAGAACCUGCCAGAAGGUGUGAAGAAAAUCUCGGAGUUCUUCAACCUUCCACUGACCGAUGAGCAGGUCAGCAGCAUCGCUGGAGAAAGUACAUUCAACGCCAUGCUGGAAAACUCCCAGAAAUCUCAUGGCAAUUUGGGUAACAUCUUCUUCAGAAAAGGUGAGGUGGGCGACUGGAAGAAUCAUUUUUCCGAUGCCCAGAGCAAACAGAUGGAUGAGCUUUUCCAAGCCAAACUAGCUGGAACAAAUCUCGGAGCCAGACUGAAGUAUGACCUUUACUGCCAAUAAAUGUGGCGGCACGGCGAGAGCCGAUGGACAGAGAAACUGUUCACUUCAUAGGGAUUUACUGUCAUUCACACGGGCAGCUGUUUAAUCGCUUUCAUCGUUUGCAUUUUGCUACAUUACAUUGUUUACAAUAAGCACAAAAACCUCACUGUCAUUAAACCCCAUGCUGUGUAUAUGCUAACAUUUAUUUAAAAAAAAAAGAUGUCAACACUAUUUCAUUCUCUGUCAGAAAUAUCUAUUGCAAAUGUUCACCACUAGUCAGUGCAAUAGUUCAAUCCCAUGAACCUCCCCUGUAACACACCAUAAUGAUUUUAAACUGGGCUCACAGAGAUCAGGAAAAAAAUGAUGCUAAAUGCAAAUAAUAAAAUGCAAGCAACCGUAUAAUGGUGCAUAUUUAGGACAGCAAA
Sinocyclocheilus rhinocerous is the source of this 1396-nucleotide messenger RNA. Its product is annotated as sulfotransferase 6B1-like. The record is from RefSeq and is a predicted model, not a curated record. Bases 84 to 992 code for a protein of 302 amino acids. The transcript is spliced from 8 exons. Gene Ontology annotation, molecular function: sulfotransferase activity. Lineage: Eukaryota; Metazoa; Chordata; Actinopteri; Cypriniformes; Cyprinidae.